GAAAAGGGAAUGGGGAGAAAACGUACAAGAUUGCCCAGACUGGUCUGAGUUGCCGCCUUGCGUCUUUCUCUACGCGCUUCUCGCCCCCCGUCCUCAUGUUGAUAACCGAAGUAACCUCUGGCAUCGUAGUCCUUUAUUUUGUUCGGCGACUCGAGGCCUUCGGAGCCAAAAUUCAAGAGUUUCGACCGUUUUUCAACCGAUCCCCGCCCAGAGCGGCAUCCAGCCGACUCCGAACGGCCCGCGAUGGAAGUGCAGAAGUGGAGGAAAAAAAAGGACAAAGCCGAGGCGGAGGGCGAUCUCGCACAGUUAUUCUCCGCCUGCAAGGAGCUGGCCGAGAUCUACUUUAGGGACGAAAAAUACGACCUGGCUUUGCAGGAGUACAAAGAAAUGGAGAGGGUUUCCGAUGCUAACAACAACAAAAUGGACGUUGCGAGGUGCAACAGAAUGAUAGGUGAGGUGUACUGUGAGAAAGGGGAGUUCACCAAAGCUGUCAAACACCAACUGAAACAUCUAACUCUGUCCAGAGAGGAAAAGGAUAAAGUGGAAGAACAGAGAGCUCUGGCAACUCUAGGCAGGACCUAUUUUCUCCAGGCCGAAACAUACGAUGUAAUCGACACACCAGAAAAAGCAAAGCAAUCAUUGAAUGAGGCGAAAGCCUAUUAUAUGCAGAGUCUUCAAGUCUGUGAACAAUUAAAUGAUGCUGUUGGCUGGAAGCAAAGGAUGGAAAUGAGAACUCGCCUGUUUUUGAAUCUUGGUUUGGUAUUUGACUGCCAAAAGCAAGCUGAAGAAGCAGAAGAUUACAUUUUAAAGGCUGUUUUGAUCUGUAAGAAACUCGACCUUUGGGAAGAUUUGUUCAGGUCUUACACAGCCUUAGGUACUGUGUAUCAGAAGCAUAGGGAUAGCACGAAAGCACUGUCUACAUUCGAUCUAGCGAUCCCAGUUGCUGAGCGACUUUCAGACAAAUCCUCCCAGGCUUUGUGCGAAGUUCUCCUUCUAAAGUCUGAAGUACUUUUAGAUCAACCAAACUUUAGGGGUGCAAGGCAAGCUCUGUUGCGAGCCUAUAAAAUCAAUUGUCCGAAUGAAAUGAUGAGAGCUGAUAUCAAACACAAGCUUCGAAUUGUUGCUGCCAUGUGCGAGACAGAGGAAAAAUUGACUGAUAUACCACCUGAAGCAGAAUAUGAGGCUAGAAAAAAACUCUAUGAAGACUUAGGCGAUAUGUCAGCCGAGAUGGGCAACUUUGGCCUUGCCAUCACUUAUUACCAUCUGAUGCUCAUGAGUGUUGAAAAAAUCGGUGGUGAUAAAAAGUCUCUGAUUGAAUGUUAUGUUUCACUGGCCCAAACAUACAAAGAUGACAAGCAGUACCACAAAGCAAUAGAAUAUUUCAAGAAGGAGCUCUUGUUGGAAAAUGAUGAUGCUUGUGAGUCUUGCCGGACGUGCAUGAACAUCGCUGAUAUAUACCAGAUGCAGGGGAAAAAUGAUGAGAUGAUUGAAAUGUAUCAAAAGGCUAAAAAUUACGCUGAGGAAGCUGGAAAAGAUAAACUUCAAAGCACUGUACUAAGUUGCAUGCAUAAGGCUUUUAUUGAAAGAAACCUGUUUGCCCUUGCAGAUGAAAUUCAGAAGGAACUUCAAAAUUUCUCUGACUCUUUUGAAGAAUCGAGUGACGAAGAGAAUGAAGAAUCAGCGAAGGAGUUUGGAUCCCAUAUAAUUCUUAGCGAUUUAUCAGAUGCUGAAAUGGGUGAAAACAACCAAAACGAUAAGGCAAAGGUGUCUAGGACGAGAAUCAAAAACAAAUCAAAUAAAGGGAAGAGAAAUGAAAAAGGAGAAAUGCCACUUCAUUUAGCGGCUAUUAAUGGAAAUGCAACCUUAGCGGCUAAACUCAUCGACCAGGGGCAUAGUGUGGAUGUUAAGGAUUACAGUGGUUGGACACCUCUUCAUGAAGCAUGCAAUCACGGAAACAAAGAAAUUGCAGAGAUUUUAAUUAAAAACGGAGCCGCAGUUAACGACAGAGGAGGGCCUCUUUGCGAUGGUUUUACCCCUCUGCUUGACGCAGCUUCAAACGGCCAUUUUGACUGUAUUGAGUUAUUGCUAGAGCAUGGCGCCUCUCCUCUUAUGAGAACAAACAAUGGUGAUUCUGUUUUGGAUUGUUUAUUCGGUUGGAGAGAGAGAUAUUUAGAAGAAUGCGGGAGUGAUCUUGAUAAUUUGUCGCUAACUAGGUAUAAUUAUUUGUACCAAAAGCUUCAACAAACGUUAGAAAAGGCUGGGCAAAAAACUGUAGUGAAAGAAUCAAAAUUGAACAAACUCAGGUCUCUCAGAAGGAGCAAUUCAGACCAGGUUCUUCCUCGUUCAAAGAUAAUGUCGAAGAAAAUGGACAUUAUCGACCACAACAACUUGAGACGUUAUUCUAACGAGAGCGCUGCCAAUGAAUAUGAGAGUGCUAUGAAAGCUCUGCGAUUUAAAAACAAACCAGAUCUUAUCAGCCCUAUGGUCCUUCAGAAACCCAGUGUACCAGCGUUAAUAGACUCGUCUGAUACGACUGAUGACAACUGGCUAGAAGACGAUAUGAAUGUCGGAAGGCCGAAUAAGAAGAGAAGAACCUCUGAAUUCAUAGGUGAAUCUCAACGAAGAUCUGAAUCAAAUCAAAGGAGUGCAUGUACUGUCAGUCCACUUUACAUGGAACGGGCGGAUAAUUCAGAAAAUCCUAUUAACGAUGGAGAGGGUGAGAGUGAUGGUGAUGACAGCAAUAUAGAAUUAAUUGCAAGACCUGACUCACCGUCUUCUGAUUCUCCGAUACCUUCUCCUGUCAAUAUUAAUUCACCUUCGACUUCUGGGGGCUUUAGUAACAAGCUCAAAGAGAGAAAUGCAAUAAGAAAAAAACAGUUCACAUUAAUGGAUUCGGGAGUUUCAAAAGAAAAAGUUAUCAAAACGAAUACACACUGUGAUGCUACCUGUACAUCACCAUUGCACCAACCCAAUGCAAAAUCAGUGGCCUUCAUCAAAGUUAAGAUUGAAGAUAAACUACUCUUAGUACCGAUUCCGAACACAAAUGAGGAAAAGACUGUCGCAUGGCUCGCGCACGAAGCAGCACAAAGAUACCGCAGCUUGGAAAGUGUCGAACCAGUUUUAAGGCUAGUGACGCAAGAUGGAGCAUUGCUUGUAGACUCUGAUCCGAUAUCGUUGGUCAUGAAUAUGGGAGAUUUAGUUGGAAAUGUUCUCUCUUGGAAUUUACCAUCUCUGACGACUAUUUAUGAAGAAACAUGUAGAAAUAAUAAUAUAUGUGAAGAUAAACAAAUUUCUACAUUGUUAGAAGCCUGCCAAGCUACAGGUAAACUUAGUUUAGAAGACUUAUAUUUAGAUUGGAAGCAACUGGGCCCAAUUUUCAAAGCUCUCUCCCAUCACCUUCCACUUCAGUGCCUCGAGCUUUCAGGAAAUUAUAUUUCCGAUACAAACUUAAAGGACGUUGCCGAGUGUAUAGUUAAACUGCCACAACUGCGUGUUUUGGACUUGAGCAACAUCAACAUCACUUCAGAGGGUCUUUCAAUAUUUUCGCAGAUAAUCCAAGAAAAUAGAGGAUUACAGAGGUUGCAAGUGUUGAAUCUUGGUUACAAUCCACUUAAUGACUGUCUCAAACCGUUGUCGGAGCUUUUAAAUACGAUUCCAGCUCUUACAGCUCUUUGCAUCGAAUCUGUUGGACUUUCUGCUCAAUCCUUCAGAUCAUUCCAAAGCUUUACAUUAGAUUGCCUUGAAGUCUUAAACAUCAAUUACAACAACAUUGGCCAUGAAGGGAUAAUCGAUUUGCUCGGAAGGCUUGACUCUAGAUCUAUAAUAGAUCUUAGACUGGCCGGAACAAGCGAAACAACAAUCCGUGAAGUUGCGAUGUACCUUCAGCAUAAUGCUCCUUCUUCUCUUACAAUUCUUGAUCUGUCAUAUUGUAAAGCAACAGAUCUUGAAUUACAAGAACUCGUCAAGGGUGUUAACUUGUGUCCAAGGCUAGAGAUAUUGUCUCUUGAUGGGUCAUCGGGCCUGUCAACAAGUAGUAUUAAUUCGUUUAUAAAUUCGGCUACAAUUAGGGACUUAAGUGUAUGCGGGCUACAAGCCAACCAAGUCUUCCAAGUUGAGAGCAACAUGGCGAGUCUCUCAAUCAGCUCAUGUGUCAAACAGCCAUGGGCAAGACAGGGGCCUUUUGGAUUUUAUACAAAUGCACCGAGGGAUACGACGACUCAUUGAAGAAUUUUUAACACGAUUUUAGUUCAAACGACUUAAAAUUUCUUGUGGAGAGUUGUUUAGAAAUAUUUUAUUUUGACUUUUCUACUUAUUAGUUUACCAUUGGUGUAAUGGACAUUAAGAUCGACAUGUCAUAAAUAACUUUUCCUUUUAAUUUAAAUAAAUAAGUUCCAGAAAUAUGUUUUUAGAAUGUUGAAACUAGUUAUUAUUAAAAUAUUGUUUUAUUUCAUUUUUUCUGUGUAUUGUCGAUAAUAACUUAAGUGCCUAAAAUCAAUAUUUCGUUCCUUUGUUUCUUUUAUUUCUAUUUUUUUCUAACAAUGUGUAUUUUUGAAGAUGAAAGAACCAAAUGUUUUUAAACUGAGUUACCAACAAAUUUUCAAUAAAACCUCAAGUUUUUAUCUUA
Molecule: messenger RNA, 4624 nt
Organism: Cimex lectularius (bed bug)
Lineage: Eukaryota; Metazoa; Arthropoda; Insecta; Hemiptera; Cimicidae
Product: tonsoku-like protein
Exons: 25
Coding region: 244-4224 (1326 amino acids)
Molecular function (GO): protein binding
Source: RefSeq, a predicted model, not a curated record